Messenger RNA from Mobula hypostoma (lesser devil ray), 2279 nucleotides. RefSeq names its product N-acetylglucosamine kinase (gene nagk). The record is from RefSeq and is a predicted model, not a curated record. NCBI's taxonomy places the organism in Eukaryota, Metazoa, Chordata, Chondrichthyes, Myliobatiformes, Myliobatidae. The coding region runs from base 100 to 1131 and encodes 343 amino acids. The transcript has 10 exons. Gene Ontology annotation, molecular function: N-acetylglucosamine kinase activity.
CGCCGGCUCGAACCGCGUUUCCGCAUCAGGUGACCAGAGGGCCACGUGAACACUUAUUGCCGGCCCCGGGUCACGUGACAGACUCCCGUCUCUUCGGAAAUGAAGCCGCUGUACGGCGGGGUAGAGGGAGGAGGGACCAGCUCGAAUGUUGUGUUGAUUGCUGAAGAUGGAACCAUUGUGGCGAAGGCAGAUGGACCUUCCACCAACCACUGGCUGGUUGGGGUGGACCAGUGUUUGUCAGCCAUCAAUCAAAUGGUCGAGGAAGCCAAGAUGCAUGCUGGCAGUAACCCAGGAGUACCACUCAAGUCCUUGGGAAUGUCGCUGAGCGGCGGAGAGCAGAAAGAAGCCAUCAACAAACUGGUUCAGCUCCUGAGGGAGAGGUACCCAAACCUGAGUGAGAAAUACCACAUCACCACGGAUGCAAUAGGAGGGAUAGCCACUGCCACCAAUAGGGGCGGAAUCGUGCUGAUCUCGGGAACGGGCUCCAAUUGCAAGCUCGUCAAUCCGGACGGGUCCGAGAUCGGCUGUGGAGGCUGGGGUCACCUGCUGGGAGACGAGGGAUCCGCUUAUUGGAUAUCCCACUUGGCUAUCAAGACUGUGUUUGACGCCACGGAUAACUUCAAGUGCACACCCUAUGACAUCUCGCUGGUACAGAAGGCCAUGUACAAUUACUUCCAGAUAUCCAAUCGGAUGGACCUCCUUACUCACUUCUAUCGGAGCUUUGAGAAAUCUAAAAUUGCUGGACUUUGUCAAGUAUUAGCCAAAGUGGCAAAAGAUGGAGACGCGUUGAGCUGCAGUAUGUUCAGAAGAGCAGGACAGGAACUGGCUCGGCAUGUCGUGGCUGUGAUACCGGCUGCAGACAAGAUACUUUUUGAGGGGGAGCUUGGUCUACCGAUAGUCUGCGUGGGAUCGGUUUGGAACAGCUGGGACCUGCUCAAAGACGGGUUUCUCAAGGUGCUGGCGGAAGCGAGGCAGAAGCCGGCGGAGAAACUGCUGUCCAAGUUCUCCCUGAUGAAGUUGAAGCAGCCGUCGGCGGUUGGAGCAGCCAGUCUUGGCGCCAGGCACAUUGGUUACGAUUUACCAAUGCGGUACAUGGAUAAUGUGACAGUCUUCUACACACACUGCUACUAACCCCAGUGAACCUGCCCGUCGUGGAGGCAGGGGAUUAUGUGGCUUUGACCAGGGAGCCUGCUUGAUCGGAGAUGUAAAUAUGACGUAAUUACGGACACUCAGUGAUUCCUUUCCAUGCCUGUACUUUGGAUGUUUACCAAUCAAAGGUUUAAUUGCAAUCUAAUCAAUCAUGUCCUUAUCAGUAACACAGUCCUGGAAAACAAUAUCAUUCACUUUCUGCCCCUCUCUCAGGGCAACACUUAAACAGGGGUGGGAGUUAUUGUGCACAACUUUCUACCCCUCUCUCAGGGCAACACUUAAACACAGGUGGGCGUUACUGUGCACAAGUUUCAGUCCUGCACAACUGCGAUCUGAUCUUCAGGUGCCAGGCAAGGGGGUCAGCAUCAGAUGACAGGUGCAGGGGGGGGUCAUCUUUAGGUGUCAGACAUGUGGGGGGCAUGUGUGGGUCACCUUUAGUUGACAGCCAUGUGGUGGGGGGGGUGUCAUCAUUAGGCACUGGCGGCGUGGGGUUACUAUUAAAUGUCGGCCCGGGAGUUUGGGAGGGAGGUGUAUGGGCCACCAUUCACACCCACAACCCAUGUAGUGUUCUUGGUCUGUAUGAAGGUGUGGCAAGUGGUGGGAGAUGUGUUUGUGGAGUAUUGUCCAUCUUUUGCAUUUAGUCUGUGUUUUCUGAUGGUAGAAAGAGGCCAUUUGGCCCUUCAAGCCCAUGUCAGCUCAGUCCCAUUCUUUCCCUUAUUUUCUGUCUGUCUCCAUUGAUCUUCCUGCCAUCUCCUAACGCGCAACGUGUGUUUUACAGCAGGUGAUUAGUCUGCCAACACCCCCUGCCCUACUCCUUGACUCCCGCAAUUGCGAGGUGGGUGGGAACCAGAGCACCCAGGGGAAGCUCACAUGGUCUCCGAGAGGACGUUGUCAACGCCUGUCGUCGGAACCGAACCUGGGUCUCUGGAGCUGUGGGGCAGCAGCACUGCCCAAAGAACAUGUAACAAUUACUGACUGACCCGUUCGGCUCAUGGGUCAGCGAAAACGAAAUAGUGAUGUGCACCCUGAUAACAUUCCUGAAGAGAACUGUAUUUUAUUGGAGAUUGUCAGAAUAUAUUUGCACUUUCAUGACGGAUAAUGUUAUGAACCAUGAAAAUGCUUGUCUGUGU